GUGGAUGGGCUGUACAAGAUGGGUUUUGGCUUUGUGGAAGUAGGGACUGUAACACCCAAGCCCCAGGAGGGGAACCCCAAACCCAGGGUCUUCCGGCUGGCAGAGGACGAGGCGGUCAUUAACAGGUACGGAUUCAACAGCCACGGCCACGAUGCAGUGGAGCGCAGGCUGCGGGCCCGCCAGGAGACCCAGCUCAGGCUCACUGGUGCGGGGAUGCCCCUUGGAGUCAACCUGGGCAAGAACAAGAGCUCUACCGAUGCUGCAGCUGACUAUGUGGCUGGGGUCCGGACGCUGGGCCCUUUGGCUGACUACCUGGUUGUGAAUGUGUCCAGCCCAAACACCCCCGGGCUGCGGGACCUGCAGGGCAAGGCUGAGCUGCGGGACCUGCUGACCAAGGUGCUGGUGGAGAGGGACAGGCUGCCCUUCGAGCGCAAGCCAGCCCUGCUGGUGAAGAUUGCCCCCGACCUCACCACGCAGGACAAGCAGGACAUCGCUAGCAUCAUCUGUGAGCUAGGUGUGGACGGGCUGAUUGUCAGCAACACCACCGUGAGCCGCCCCAGCAGCCUCCGAAGCAGUCAGCGCACGGAGCCAGGGGGCCUCAGCGGGAAGCCCCUGCGGGAGCUCUCCACACAGACCAUCAGGGAGAUGUACGCCCUCACCCAAGGCCAGGUGCCCAUCAUCGGGGUGGGUGGGGUGAGCAGCGGGCGCGAUGCCCUGGAGAAGAUCCGCGCUGGAGCCUCGCUUGUGCAGAUGUACACGGCGCUCGUGUAUCAUGGGCCACCGGUGGUGGGGGCCGUGAAGCGGGAACUGGAGGAGCUGCUGAGACCUGCAGUGCUGCUGAUCGCUGGCCUGGCCUGGACUGUGCUGGAGACUGCGACUGCCAGCGAGUGGAGCUGUGCAAAGCCUGCGGAGAUUGAACACGGCUACGUGGAGCACUUGGUGAAGUACCACUGUGACCCAUACUACCAGCUGCGUGGCUCUGGUGAUGGCACGUACAAGUGUGAUGAGGAUCACGCGUGGGUGAGCCCUGAAGAUGGCAAGGAGGCACCUGUCUGCGAGCCAGUGUGUGGAAAGCCGAAGAACCCCCCCAGGCAGAUGCAGCGCAUCAUCGGGGGCCUGCUGGCUGGGAAGGGCAGUUUCCCUUGGCAGGGCCGGCUGGGGACCCGCCACAACCUCAGCGUGGGGGCCACGCUCAUUGGUGACCAGUGGGUGCUGACCACGGGCAAGAACGUCUACCUGAACCACACUGAGAACACCAAGCCGGAGGAGAUCGCCCCUACACUGCAGCUCUUCCUGGGCAGCCAGGAGCAGCCUGCCUUGGGCAUCGAGCGCGUGGUGCUGCACCCCAGCUACCCCGAGGCUGUGGAUCUGGCCCUGCUGAAGCUCAAGCAGAAGGUGCCCCUGGGAGAGGAGGUGAUGCCCAUCUGCCUGCCCCAGAAGGACUACGUGCGCCCGGGGCGGGUGGGUUACGUCUCAGGCUGGGGCUCCGGUGCCACCUUUGCCACUCCCAAGAUGCUGAAGUACGUGAUGCUGCCGGUGGCAGAGGGUGAGAAGUGUAGGCAGUACUACAAAGCGCGCAAUGAGUCCUACUGGGUCCAGCCCAUCCUCAGCAACGACACCUUCUGCGUGGGCAUGAGCGAGCUGCGGGAGGACACGUGCUACGGGGACGCCGGCGGCGCGUUCGCCGUGCAGGACUCGAGUGACGACACCUGGUACGUAGCCGGCAUCCUCAGCUACGACAAGACCUGCACGGCCUCCAAAUACAGCGUAUACGUGGAUGUGCAGCGUGUCCUGCGGUCGGAUCCCUGCCGGGGGGAGCGAGGGUGA
Molecule: messenger RNA, 1827 nt
Organism: Egretta garzetta (little egret)
Lineage: Eukaryota; Metazoa; Chordata; Aves; Pelecaniformes; Ardeidae
Gene: DHODH
Product: dihydroorotate dehydrogenase (quinone)
Exons: 11
Coding region: 19-1827 (602 amino acids)
Biological process (GO): proteolysis; 'de novo' pyrimidine nucleobase biosynthetic process; pyrimidine ribonucleotide biosynthetic process
Cellular component (GO): cytoplasm; mitochondrial inner membrane
Molecular function (GO): serine-type endopeptidase activity; dihydroorotate dehydrogenase activity
Source: RefSeq, a predicted model, not a curated record